AUGUUUGCUAAUAAAAGUAGAUAUUUAUUUUGUGAAAGUACGAGUUCUCUGAUUAAGAGGUUAGCCUCUACUAAUAUCAAAAUACCUUCUUACAAAUUGGUUGUUAUUGGAGGAGGAACUGGUGGACUUGCAGUAUCAUCUACAUUGUCCAAAAUCCUUGGAAAAAAUGAAGUUGCAGUAAUCGAACCAUCCAAUUUUCAUUAUUAUCAACCAUUAUGGACAUUUGUUGGUGCAGGAAUUAAACCAUUUUCGGAUUCGGCUAAACCAACAGAACAAGUUAUGCCAUCUGAUGCUGUUUGGAUUAAAAAUAAAGUAACAGCAAUUGAACCUAAUGGUAAUUUAAUUACAUUACAAGAUGGUCAAAAAGUGAAAUAUGAUUACUUGGUUGUAGCUACAGGAAUACAAUGUAAUUGGGAUAAAAUUAAAGGACUUCCCGAAUCUCUCGGUAAAAAUGGAGUUACUAGUAAUUAUUCUGAAAAAACUGUUGAAAAGACGUGGGAAUUCAUUCGAGAAUUUAAAGGUGGAAAUGCAAUCUUUACUAUGCCAAACACCCCAAUCAAGUGUCCGGGAGCUGCUAUUAAAAUAGCGUACUUGGCAGAAGAUCAUUUUAAUAAGAAUCAUGUCAGAGGAAAAAGUAAUGUAAUUUAUAACACAGCAAUGGGAAAAAUAUUUAGUAUAGAAAAAUAUGCAAAAAGUCUUACAAGGGUCGCGAAAGACCGAGGAAUUGAAGUGAAUUUUUUAACAGAAUUAUCAGAAAUUCGUGGUGAUAAAAAAGAAGCCGUAUUUAAAAAGCCUGGCGGUAGCGAAGAAAAAACUUAUAAUUAUGAAUUUUUACACGUCGUUCCACCAAUGGGACCACCAACAUUUAUUGCUCAAUCGGGGAUAGGAAAUGCGGCAGGAUGGGUUGACGUCGAUCAAUAUACUUUACAACAUAAUAAAUAUCCGAAUAUAUUUUCAUUGGGAGAUAGUAGUUCUGCUCCUACAUCAAAAACCGCUGCCGCCAUUGCUGCUCAAAGUGGGAUUUUGAAAAACAAUCUAUUAGAUUAUAUAUCGGGUAAAUUUAAUUCUUCUAAUGCUGCCAGAUAUGAUGGUUACGCCAGUUGCCCCUUGAUGGUUGGAAAAGAUAAGUUAAUUUUAGCGGAAUUUAGUGGUUACACCGGUACGCCGAUGGAAACUUUCCCUGUUGAUCAAGGACAAGAAAGAACUUCUAUGUAUUGGUUAACUAAAGAGGUCAUUCCGGAUAUUUAUUGGAAUAGAUUAUUGAAAGGAACCUGGGUUGGUCCACAAAAAUAUCGUAACUGGUUCUCCUAUUUACCUCAAUAA
Molecule: messenger RNA, 1323 nt
Organism: Funneliformis geosporum
Lineage: Eukaryota; Fungi; Glomeromycota; Glomeromycetes; Glomerales; Glomeraceae
Source: the annotation of a GenBank genome assembly